Mesocestoides corti is the source of this 1347-nucleotide messenger RNA. The record is from the annotation of a GenBank genome assembly. NCBI's taxonomy places the organism in Eukaryota, Metazoa, Platyhelminthes, Cestoda, Cyclophyllidea, Mesocestoididae.
AUGGGAAAUAGUCUUGUUUGCUGUCGUUUGUCGUGGACAAGCUUCACGAAUUCAGAAGAGGAAAUUGUGCCAAAUGCAGAUUACCAGUCGCGCUUUGAAUUCACAAAUCACGGGGCGUGUUAUCCUCAUAUUGUUACAUCUAUUCAGCCAUAUACACUUCCACGCGAUGACAACUACCAGCGCCUCCUCUCCUAUUGUCAGAAAGCCCUGCAGGCCUGUGCAUUGGAUGCAUCAGUUCAGCACAUAAGUGAAAGAGAGCCCGAAGAUCGUGACCCUCUUAUCGAGUGCCAGUCUGAUCAAUCACCAAGCCUAACUUCCACUUAUGACAUGGAAAAUGAAUGUAUUGUCAGUCCUGAGAUUUACAAAGAGGUCUAUGAAAUCUAUGAUGAGCGUGUUCACCCAUUAUUUCCGGCAUCUUCCUAUUGCCAGGCCAGUUUACAACUGCCUCCCGACGUGUCGUCAUUUAGUGGUCUUCGGUUUCAACACCAAAUCCUUUAUUUUCUAAAUCGAUUGUUUUCUUCAUCUCUUGUUACCGCUGAAAGUGCAAUUGUGGCUUUGGUUUACCUUGAACGCAUAAUAAGUGGACUGGAAUUGCAUGUCGUUGCAUGGUCAUGGCGUCGACAGUUACUUGCCUGCAUUUUAAUUGCGUGCAAGGUGCUUGACGACCAGGCUGUAUGGAAUGCAGACUACUGCCAGCUUCUUAAAGAUGUUCACGUAGAGGACUUAAACGACCUCGAACGCCACACUUUAAGCUUGCUUCAAUUCAAUACUGGUGUUCCUCCCGCUGUAUACGCACGCUACUACUUUGAUCUUCUGACCCUUGGUGAUCUGGUGGCAUUGACGGACGUCUUUUCGAGGCCUGCGCGUCGCCGUAUGACCCCGAAGCUGGCGCGACGCUUCCGGAUCCUUCCACCCACGGGCGAUGUUCGCACCGAGCAAUGCUCUUCGGGUAUUGGAGCAGCGGGCGGCGGGGGUGUGCUCUUCGAUCUCCCCUGUCUCCCCGAGGACACCAAAGGAAACCACUUGCACAAAUCGGUCACAUGCCCCAGAAGACCAAUGGAAACGAUGGAUGCAAACCAUUUACCCCCAGGAAUGAAAUCAAAAAUACAUCAGGUUAGAGAUCCUAGCGAAAGCGAUUACGAACGAUCGCCAUCUGCCCCAUCGUUGUCAUCUUCAGCGUCUUCUCACUCGUCAACAUUUACUGCCACGUCGGGUUGUUUUCAGUUGUCCCCCGCUUCUUCAACCGGCGUGUACACCCCUUGGACUCGCCCUGGAGCCAUUCACUGUGACGGCCGUGGGGCGAGCAAUUCACUCAUCUUGCUUCAACAAGACUCUGGCCUCUACUAA